UAUUGAAUGUCAGCAAUGGUGAAGAAGGGUCUUUCUUCAAAUGUGGAUAUUUAUGAGAGGCAACUUGAGGGCCUUAAAAAAACCUGCACGUUGGCUUUAAGUCUCAAUGCGGAACUGACGAAGAAAUUAAUUCUACCAGUAAUUAAAAAUACCGCCGAAGUUACGACAAGUGAAGAAGUGACGAUAGAGAUUGCGAUCCAAUUGAAAAAUUUGGUUCAGAUAUACCACGACAGAGCGUUCGUCUCGGAGAUCAUGGUCAUUCUUUAUGGCCUGUGUUCAACGGACGAGCCCUUGGUAAUAGCAAAUGUUGUGUCGGCCAUACAAAAAACGUCGGAAUACUUUGCUAAGGAACAGUUCAAAGAUGAGUUACUGCCCAUAAUACAGAAAUUAUGUACACAUGAGUGGUCCCUGCAGAGAUCUACAGGGAUAUCUCUUAUUAGUGCGACGUACGGAGACUUCGAUCAAGAAAGCAAAAAUUUGUUAAGGUCUAUUGUCGUCGCAGCCAUUCGUCAGGAUGAUCCCCUCAUUAGAAAAGCUGCUGCCGAAUGUUUAAUAGUGUUGGCACCUCAAUUGGAGAAAGAAGUGAUCAUAGAGUACACUGACCUUCUCUAUAACUUGUGUAAUGACAAUAUAGAUUCAGUGAAACUAUGCUCCAUUUCGUUAAUAAUAGCCUACGGAAAUAAAUUAUCAAAGCCGGAAUUUGAUGAAUACGUAAAACAAUAUUUGGAUGCACUAUGUGCCAGCUCAUCCUGGAGAGUACAUCAAAUGCUUGCCAACAAGAUAUCGGAACUGCUGCGUUGCUGCGGUGGUUCCGAUAAUUUACUGUACACAACAAAUCUCCUAAAUAAACUGCUGACACACACGGAAGUUGAGGUGCAAAUUGAGGCGUCCAAAAAUCUGCUGAAGUUCUGCGAAGCGGCCAAAGAAAAUUGCGACAGUAGUGGAAGAAAUUUCGACGUGUUCUUUAAAGAGUACUUCCAAAAUAUUAUCUGUGAAAUUAUGCACGAAGCGAGAAAUUGCGAGGUAAAAAUCGCCCUGUCCAAAGAUAUUGUAAGCUUCGCGAAAGUUUUAUCUGACAACACAUUCAGGCAGAUAAUUCUGGCAAACUUGAUUGAGUGGUUGCAAAACGAAAGCAUAAUGUCCGUUCAAGAGAAUGUUCUGUUAAACUUGAACAACAUUCCUAAGAACGUAGAUAUCAGUGAUCUGAUAGAGCCACUUCGCACGGUUAUAACAAAGGUUCUGGUGUUGUCUGGAUUGAAUUGGAGGGCUCGCAGGAACCUCGUGAUAGCUUUUAGUUACUUAACGAAGACUCUUCCCAAGGAAUCUUUCGAUGAUAAAUUUAAAAUGUACUAUUUGAAGCUGGCGAAAGAUAAAAUUUUUGCGGUGCGAAGAAGCGUACCAAUGAUCAUGCCCAUAUUUGCCAAACAGUACGGCUUUGAGUGGCUAUCCAAGUCUUUAAUACCUCACUACAUGGUUCUUUCCGACGAUAGCCGUUAUUUAUACAAUUACUUACCUAUGUAUUGUAUGAAUGAGCUAAUAUUUCCAACGUUAGAAGAAAAGGGCGUCGUUGCCCGCAAGUACUUAUCGGAAUUCCAAGAUUUGAAAGAUUCGCCUGACGCCAAAAAGGGACUGUAUAAAGUGCAAAUACUUUUUAAUAAAAUUAAAGCUCGACUUGGAAGUGAGCAUUUCCAGAAGGUGUUGAAAUCGGAUCUGCCCGAAUAUUCUACAAGCAAUGAUAUGCAAUUGUACGGCGAAGAAACCUGCAAAAUUCUGCAAAACAAAUAUCGUGACAAUUUUUACUCCAGAAAAUGUUCUCGUACAUGUUCAUACAUCGAAGGUAUUCUUACAUCAAUUUACAAAAUUUUCCUGGACAUCCUGACGGUUUUGUCCGACUCUAAGGUGGAAAAUACAAAAAUUUACUCUAAGUAUACCAUUAAAAAUAUCAAUAAAUUGCUGGAUUCGGUCCAGGCAGAAAUGAACCAAUCAUGGGUGCAAGAAGUCCUGGGGAAAUUAUCGGCGGAAGAGAAGCAACAAUUUGAAGAGGAAUUAGAAAACUAUUGUAAGGAGAAGUUUAAUGUUGAUAUGGAUGAAGUUGAUGACGUCAAGAUGUCUGUGUCAUUUUUGGGAAACAUAAGGUUGGAUGAAAUAUCGAGCAGCGACAUUGAGAAAACUAUGUUCAUGGAUCUGGAUGAGGCUGACUUCGAUCUUGUUGAUAAUAGCUAUGCAACGACUGAUGACAGUACUACAAAUGAUGAAACUACGUCCGUUAGUUAUACUGCAACCAACGAAAGUAGUAAAGUCGAAGGCGAUACUACUGAUGGUAGUGAAGCCAUCAAUCACAAUGAAUCCGAUAACGAUGGUGCAACUAAUAAUGACGCUAGUGACUCUGACGAUAAAAUGAGCACUGACGAUAAUGAAAUAAACGAGGAAACUGUAAGUAAGGGUAGUGGCGAUAGUAAAAUCAAUGAAAAUAGUGAGAACGGUGAUGAUAAUAAAAGCACUGACGAUGAUAAAGUCAAAGAGGAUAAUAAGAGUAGUGAUGAUAAAACCGAUGAAAUUGGUAAAGUCAACGAGGAUAGUAAAGUCAAUGAAGAAGUUGCCAGCAAUGACAAUAAUAAAAUCAACGAGGAUAAUAAGAUUAGUGGUGAUAACACCAAAACUGAUAAUGACGACAAUGAUAAUAAUAGUGAUCAUGUUGAAUCUACUGAUAAUAAUAAAAUCGAUGGUGAAAUAUCUAUCAACUGAUUACUGAAGAGGAUGAAAUGUAAAAGUAUAAAAUGGGUUAAAAAUAUAUUAUAAUUUAGCAAAUUAUUAAUCAUGUAGCAAUAAUAAAAAGUACAUAGGACAUCUACUCAUUUAUUGCUAAAUAAAUAUAAAUUAAUUAAUAUAAAAGAAUAUUUUUUUAUUAGAUAAUAUAUAUGAAUGUUGUUUAAUAUACAUUACUUACACAAUAAAUUGAUAACUCAAUGUUUUAUAAUUAAAUAAAAAGGCAAACUAUUUCA
This is a messenger RNA of Aethina tumida (small hive beetle), 3002 nucleotides long. RefSeq names its product probable serine/threonine-protein phosphatase PP2A regulatory subunit. Bases 7 to 2745 code for a protein of 912 amino acids. Gene Ontology annotation, cellular component: protein phosphatase type 2A complex; cytoplasm. Gene Ontology annotation, molecular function: protein phosphatase regulator activity. The record is from RefSeq and is a predicted model, not a curated record. NCBI's taxonomy places the organism in Eukaryota, Metazoa, Arthropoda, Insecta, Coleoptera, Nitidulidae. The transcript has 5 exons. Gene Ontology annotation, biological process: protein dephosphorylation.